AGGGUUGGGCUAAUGGGCCGGUCCGUAACACUUCGCAGUUCGCGAAAGUUCUUCCGAAACUCGUCGCUAGCUUACCUAUGCUAUAGUUUACACUUCGUCGUGGUUGUUUCGCUUUGAAUUGAAGUGCACUUUCACUGGAACCAGCACAUAACAAGAUGGAUUUUCAGGGAUUCUUAAACGACUUGCAGGAUUGGGAAAUUUCUACAAAGAAUAAAGCACCAAAAACGAAGUCACAUAAGGAAAAUGGUUCAUCUUCCCAGAGUGGUAGAUCAGUGGGUGUGGAGAAUGGAUCAAGAGGAGAUACUAUUUCUUUUGAUCAUGCGAAAAAAUCUGCAGCACAGUAUGAUUUUUCAAGAAAUAAUGAUCUGUUGAGUCGUGUGACUAGUAGUUUUGCUUCUGAAGAUGUUCCCGACGCUGCUUCUGAGAAAGACCUGGGUAAUGAGUUUUUCAAACAGAAGAAGUUUAAGGAAGCUAUUGAUUGCUAUUCAAGGAGCAUUGCCUUAUCACCAACUGCUGUAGCCUAUGCAAAUAGGGCAAUGGCCCGUAUAAAGCUAAGGAGAUUUCAAGAGGCUGAGGAUGACUGUACAGAGGCAUUAAAUCUCGACGAUCGUUACAUAAAAGCAUAUUCACGGCGAGCAACAGCUAGAAAAGAACUUGGGAAAAAUAAAGAAUCUAUGGAGGAUGCCGAGUUUGCCUUGAGGUUGGAACCUAACAAUCAAGAAGUCAAGAAACAGUAUGCUGAUGCUAAGUCGCUGUACGAGAAAGAAAUUGUACAUAAAACAUCUAAAGCACUAAGAAAUACUGUACAAAAAUUGGGAAAGUCUGAGACAAAAGUUAAUGGAAGCAGCAGCAUUCAAUCUGUUUCACAUGAUACUCAAAAGUCAGGGUCAGCUGAAGUUCAUCAUCGAACUAAGGGUAAUGAGUGCCAAAUUCCUGCUAUAGAAUCAGUCUUAAUGGAGGAGAUCGAUAAUAAGGAUACAAAAUCCGGAAGCAGGACUCAAGGACAAGCUGGCAAUGGUUCUAAGGAAGGUUAUAGUGCAAGUAACAGCUUGGAGCAGGUUAAGAGAAAUCACAGAACUAGAAAACCAGAAAUGAAAGCAUCUGUUCAACAGCUUGCUUCUCAAGCUGCGUCUCGAGCCAUGGCUGAUGCUGCAAAAAACAUAACGCCACCAACCACAGCUUAUCAGUUUGAGGUCUCUUGGAGAGGGUUUGCAGGUGAUUGUGCUUUGCAGGCUUGUCUAUUGAAGGCAAUGUCUCCCCAUGAAUUACCGAAAAUAUUCAAAAAUGCCUUAUCUUCUACCCUGCUAAUUGAGAUUAUCAAGUGUGUUGCAUCCUUUUUCGCUGAAGACGUGGAUCUAGUUGUCAGUUAUAUGGAUAAUUUGACCAAGGUACCGAGGUUUGAUGUGAUCGUAAUGUGCCUUCCAUCAGCAGCUAAGGAUGAUUUGCGCAAGAUCUGGAAUGAAGUGUUCUGUAGCGAGGCAACUCCGAUGGAAUAUGCCGAGAUUCUGGGCAGCCUACGAUCCAAAUUCUACCUUGGAUAGUGGCAUUCACUCGUAUGUUUUGAUGCCUUUUUCCACAGCGGAGGCUCUCUUUUCGGCAACCAUAUUCAAUUGUAAAUUAUUACGGUAUUAAAGUAUACAGGCUCUCAAGUUGGAUCAUCUUUAAGUGAUUAGCUAAAUGUGGAGGAAAAAGAAAAUUAGUAAACCUUAUGUGAAGUGGAUGAGGCUGAGGGUACAUGUUUUAAUACUUUUUGUUUCGUGAGGUCAAGCUGCUAUGAUUUAUGUACGAAUUCAGAAUAGGUUUAUAGUAUUGUGGUAGCGUCCCUGGUUAAUUAAUUGAUUCACUAAGAAACGGGAUGACUUAGAUGCUUGUGUUGCACGUAAUGUGCUGGAUAUAAUUAUAGAAAGAGUUCGUCUUACUGUCAUUAACGAUUAGUCCUUUUCAAACAUUCUGUCUAACAAGUAGGAGUGUAGGACCGUUUAGCUGAGUGUCCCAUUUAAGAUUUUAAGGUAUAUUUAUUGAAACUAUUUUGUCUACCUUGUUUUAUUGCUUGUUAUAUGGGUCCCCAAGUCAUUGUCUGGUAAUUGUGAUUUUAAAUUGAACUCCGAAAUAAAAUAGUAUAUGUUUUGAUUUUUA
Cicer arietinum (chickpea) is the source of this 2136-nucleotide messenger RNA. RefSeq lists its product as uncharacterized. The record is from RefSeq and is a predicted model, not a curated record. Gene Ontology annotation, molecular function: protein binding. Lineage: Eukaryota; Viridiplantae; Streptophyta; Magnoliopsida; Fabales; Fabaceae.